Molecule: messenger RNA, 573 nt
Organism: Quercus lobata
Lineage: Eukaryota; Viridiplantae; Streptophyta; Magnoliopsida; Fagales; Fagaceae
Exons: 2
Coding region: 1-573 (190 amino acids)
Source: RefSeq, a predicted model, not a curated record
AUGUUGUGGAGUCAUUUGGAACAAUUGGUUAAAAUUGGAAAGUUAAAGCAAUUCCAAUGUCAGCGUAAUGGACAAGGUAGUCAAAGGGGGUCAGGAGUUCAAAGAGAUGCUUUUACAAGACCACCUUUAAGUACAAUUACUGUUAUUCUUGCUGCUUCAGGAAGGACUAGUUCUCUACCAUCUAGGCCACACGAUGAUGCCCUAGUAGUUAUCCUUAGGAUAGAAGGGUGUGACAUGAAGAGGGUACUAGUAAGUCAAGGUAGCGGGGCAAAGAUCAUGUACCCUGACCUAUUUAGAGGACUGAAGCUGAGGCCCGAGGACCUAAUCUGCUAUGACUCUCCUCUAAUAGGAUUUGAUGGGAAGAUUGUCUUUCCGAAGGGCCAAAUUAAACUGCUUGUUCAAGUAGGGUUAGAAGUCAUGGAAGUGAACUUCAUCGUGGUAGAUGCCUACUCCCCCUAUACUGCUAUUGUGGCUCGACCUUGGCUUCCCGCCAUGAGGGUCGUGUCUUCCACUCUGCACUUGAAAGUGAAGUAUCCAUUAGGGGAUGGGGUCGAGGAGCUUGUUGGAAGCUAG